Molecule: messenger RNA, 2430 nt
Organism: Physcomitrium patens
Lineage: Eukaryota; Viridiplantae; Streptophyta; Bryopsida; Funariales; Funariaceae
Source: RefSeq, a predicted model, not a curated record
AUGGCGUCGGCGCUCCUUCUCACUCAUGAGCGGCAUAGCAACGUUUACUCCGCAGGGUUGGCCGACAUGAUGAAGCGAGGAGCGAAUAUGGCGAAGGCGAGUACGGAGGCGCCGCAGGAGGUGCGGGUGCUGAAGCGGAAGUCGAUGAGCUUGAACCAGGAGUACGCGCAGGGGGCGAGUGGCGUGGUGACGGUGGACGUGGCGAAGCUGUCGCGCGAGCAGAGGAGCGAAUUGAGGAAGAAGCUGAAGCGGGGGCUGGAGGAGGUGCGGUUGGUAGUGUCGCGGAUCGACACGUGGUUGGAGGUGCUUUCGAGGGGGAAGGGGAAGCCGCUGUCGCAGUCGCAGUCGCAGUUGCAGGGGGUGGCUUCGGAGGGGAAGCAGCAGCAGCAGCAGCAGCAGCAGCAGCACCAGCAGCAGUGUCGAAGCAGCGAGGCGAAGUUGGGUCGAGCGGACGUGAACGGGCUAGGGCAGGGUCCGGGGCAUGGACAGGGGCAGGGGCGGAAGGAGGUGGCGUCGGUGAUCUCUGAUCCGGCGUCGUCGUCGGGCGAGACGCCGCGGGACAUGCCGAAGGAGAUGUCGGAGAGGGAGGCCCGGUUGGCGCGGCAGCCGAGCGUAUUGAUACCGGAGGUGGCUUUGGGGACGCCGAGCGAGAAGAUGAAGCGGACGCCGAAGGCGAAUCAGUUGUACGUGAACUCGGAGUUCGUGUCGGGGAAGGACAAGAUGCCGGCUCCGGAGAAGGCGAAGGCGAAGCGGACGGCGUCGGGGAAGUGGGAGACGAAGGACCCGCGGAGGCAGAAGGUGGAGGCGGCACGGGGGAAGAGGGUGGCGGACAUGCUGAAGCAGUGCACGACGCUGCUGCGGAAGCUGAUGACGCACAAGCACGGGUGGGUAUUCAACGAGCCGGCGGCGAGAGGUGGCGGGGGCGAAGUGCGGAGAGGAGGACGAGCAGGCGGGGAAGGCGGUGAGAAGGAUGUAGAUAUCGACGAUGAUGUGGGGCCAGCGAAGUUCGCGCCGGUAGUGAUCGACAAGGGGAGAGAGUCGAGCAGCUCUGGGAGUGACAGCAGCGACUCGGGAAGCUCGGACAGUGAUUCGGAUUCGGGAAGCUCAUCGGGGAGUGAAUCUGAUGCCGAGGAUGGGCAAACGGGCGGUGCCGGACCCAAAGCAUCACAUGAUAAGUCGAUUGCGGAUUUUCCACCGCAAGCGAUGCAGGACCCGGUGGGUAGAGAGCCCGCAAGCGAGCAGAAAGACAGCCGUUGUGCAGAGGCGGAGGCGACCAAAAAGGAUGUGUUAGUGGUACACGGGGAGACGGUGUCUGAGAGGGCGGUGGUUCCGGAGAAGAGUCCUCCGGCGAGACAAGUUUCACCGGAGAAACAGUUGCGGGCUGCGCUGCUGAAGGGGCGUUUUGCGGACCUGAUAGUGAAGUCGCAGGGGAAGGCGUUACCGGACAGCAAGAACGACAAAGUAGACCCGGAGAAGUUGAAGAGAGACCGGGAGGAGAUGGAGAGAAGGCAGAGGGAAGAGAAAGCAAGGUUACAUGCCGAAGCGAAGGCGGCCGAGAUCACGAAACGGAAGGCAGAAGCAGAGGCGGCUUUGCUGGAGAAGCAGAAGCGGGAGGUGGAACGAGAGGAGGCCCGACGCGAGCUGCAGCAGAUGGAGAGGACGGUGGAGAUCGACGAGAACAGCGGGAUUCUGAAGGACCUGGAGAGACUUCGGUCGGGUCCGCUGGAGGCGAUGCUGGGGUCGGUGCACGAUGCGGGGAACGGGGAGGAGGGGUCGCCGGAUGGGUCGUCGACGAUAGCGCUGCAGGGUGGGAGUAAUCCACUGGAGCAGCUUGGGCUGUUCAUGAGGAACGACGAUGAGGAGGAAGAUGAGGAUGCGGACGUGGACGGGGAGGACGAGAUGGAGGUGGAGUGCGGGGAAGCGAGGGAGGAGGGAGGGGAAGAGGACGAAGUGGUGGAUGUGGAGGACGGGGAGAUCGACGUGGACUAGGCCGCGGCGGGGGGUUGUAAAAUGUGUUGGUAUGGGCACAGGAGGUUUUGGAAGGGGUAUGCGUUGGGCAGGGGGAUGAUUUUGGUGGUUCCCCCUCCACUGCGGGUUCUCUCGUAGCAGGGAGAGAGGUAGAUUAAGGGGCUGGACGAGCUCGGCACCGGAGGGAGGUGCGGAGGGUUGCGGCCAUUGUACAAUGGUAGGCUGUGAAGAGAGGCGAGGGUAGGGUAGGGUAGGGUAGGGUAGGAAGCAUUGGUGGAGAGGGUAGGAAGUAGGGAUCCUUGGUCUUCGAAAGGAAGGAAAUGGGAGAAAUUUUAUAAAAAGAAAGAAUGAAAGGAAGAAAGAAAGAAUGGAAGGAAGGAGGGAGUUCGAAGCGACUCGAUUGGAAGCAGAAAAGCUAAUGUUAUAUGUGGUUGAGGUGAAUGUGUUGUGGGGUUGCGGACA